UGGCCGCUCGUGGCAAAGUGCAUGUGGGCGUGGUCUGUGUACACAAUCAAACAUGUCUGAAGCUGGAAACACAGAGGAGCUCAACUUAGGAUGUGAUGAAGCCGGGGAGGAUUGCUUUGGGAAGGUCAUAACUUAUGGAGGAAAAUCAGCAAUAGCUGGUGGUCUGGUUGGAUCUGCCGAGGGCUGUUUCCUGAGCCCAGUGCCUAACUCCACCACUCCCAUGUUGGUACGAGCACUCGGGCUCAUCGCCAGACGAUCCAUGCUCUUUGGUAUUGCUGGUGGUUCGUUUGGAGCUGGUGCUUGUCUCUCAGCUGGGAUAAGGGAUAAAGACGAUCACCUCAAUGCAGCAGUGGGUGGGGCUUUGGUCGGAUCAGUGUUCGGAUUUAAAAAUCGUAGCUGGGGCCUUGGUAUUGGACUGGCCGUUGGAUUCGCUUUCAUCAUGGGAACUAUCAAGUAUAGAUUUGGCACUUAUAUACCUCCGCUUCCACUGACGUCUGCUAAGGACAGGAGAGGACCACCACCCCUAGACCAAGCCUCCAAUGGAGACUGAAUAUUUAUAUAGCUAUAUAUAUAUAUCUGUCACUAUGUCUCACCAAUGUUCUGUAGUAUUGUUCUAAUUGUUAUUAUAAUGCCAUGCUUUUUGGUUG
Molecule: messenger RNA, 647 nt
Organism: Halichondria panicea
Lineage: Eukaryota; Metazoa; Porifera; Demospongiae; Suberitida; Halichondriidae
Exons: 4
Coding region: 53-550 (165 amino acids)
Biological process (GO): mitochondrial respiratory chain complex I assembly
Source: RefSeq, a predicted model, not a curated record